Cottoperca gobio is the source of this 6701-nucleotide messenger RNA. RefSeq names its product forkhead box J3 (gene foxj3). Gene Ontology annotation, biological process: regulation of transcription by RNA polymerase II. Gene Ontology annotation, molecular function: DNA-binding transcription factor activity, RNA polymerase II-specific; RNA polymerase II cis-regulatory region sequence-specific DNA binding. The coding region runs from base 453 to 2330 and encodes 625 amino acids. NCBI's taxonomy places the organism in Eukaryota, Metazoa, Chordata, Actinopteri, Perciformes, Bovichtidae. Gene Ontology annotation, cellular component: nucleus. The record is from RefSeq and is a predicted model, not a curated record. The transcript is spliced from 12 exons.
ACGGGGGAGAGUCCCGGAUGUUGGCUCGGCCGCCGAGAGAAAGGCGAACGGGAGAAGGCGGAGAGAAGCUGAAGAGGGACACCACGGCACCGCGGGCACACCGGUGAAGCUAAGGCUACAGAGCUUCUUUGCACAGGACGAUAACGUCAAGAGCACAGGACACUCCUGGGGAGCCCCUGCUAGCUGAAGAAGAGGAGGUGGAAGGAAGGGGAGGGGGCAGUUACUCUGAAACUACCGUCAGGAUUUACAGAGAGAGCCACCGUCACAGCAGCUUUCACCCAGAAGUUGACCUACAGAAGACAUCAUGCUGAUGUCUUGAGCUGAGGGAGACUUCAUCCUCAACCUGUCACUCGUCUCUGUUUGUGAUUCCACACCUCUCCAUCAGGCAUCAACAGCAACCACCACCAACUCCACGUUUUCCCCACCCCGCUCCGGCCCAGCCUGCCGUCACCAUGACGUCGGAGCUGGAGAGCAGCCUGACCUCCAUGGAUUGGCUCCCUCAGCUUACCAUGCAGGCGGCUAUCCGCAAGGCGGACGCCCAGAAUGCCCACGGGCCAGGCAUGGGCAAGAAGAGUGCCCUACUGGAUCCUAACACCACGUUGGACCAGGAGGAGGUGCAGCAGCACAAGGACGGCAAGCCACCCUACAGCUACGCCAGUCUCAUCACGUUUGCCAUCAACAGCUCGCCAAAGAAGAAGAUGACACUGAGCGAGAUCUACCAGUGGAUCUGUGAUAACUUUCCCUACUACAGGGAGGCGGGCAGUGGCUGGAAGAACUCAAUACGGCACAAUCUGUCAUUGAACAAGUGUUUUCUCAAAGUGCCUCGCUCCAAAGAUGACCCAGGAAAGGGCUCUUACUGGGCCAUCGACACCAACCCAAAGGAGGACGCCUUGCCUACACGGCCGAAGAAGCGGCCGCGGUCUGGAGAGCGGGCUUCUACGCCGUACAGCCUGGAGUCGGAGUCUUUGGGGAUGGAGUGUAUGAUCUCUGGAAGUGCCUCUCCAACACUGGCAAUCAACACUGUGACUAACAAGGUGGCGUUGUACAACACAGACCAGGAAGGGAGCGAUAGUCCAAGAAGCAGCCUUAACAACAGCCUGUCUGAUCAGAGUCUGGCCUCCGUCAAUCUCAACAGUGUGGGCAGUGUGCACAGCUAUACACCGGUGACCACUCACCCAGAGCCCGUGUCCCAGUCCAUGAGCCUCCAGCAGACCCCCCAGUCCCAGUACAACAUGCCAGACAGGGACAAGCAGCUCCUGUUCUCUGAAUUUGAAGAUCUCAGUGCCUCCUUCCGCAGCCUUUACAAGUCUGUUUUUGAGCAGUCCUUUAGCCAACAAGGUCUGAUGGGCAUACAGUCAGAUUCCUCCCAGCAGACCCACACCUCCUGCUCCUAUCAGCACUCCCCCAGUGGCAACAUUAGCACUCAGAACAGCCUCUCAAACAACCAGCCCAACAACCACCCCAACAGCCACUCUGCCAACAGUGGCCAGGUGCCCCUAUCCCAUCCUGCCCAAGCCCACCCUGGCCACGGCUCGCCCCACGCACAGCACCUCCCGCAGCACGGCGGCCCCCACAACCAACACAGCCAACACACCCAGCACAGCCAACACAGUCAGCUCCCACAGCACCCCCAGCACGCUGCGCACUCCCAGCACGGGCAGCACCCAUCGCAGCACCCGUCCCACGGCCAGCACCCACAGCAACACACGCCACACCCCUCCCAACACACGCAGCACAGCCAGCACCCUUCUCAACACGGACAGCAGCAUCAGAGCCUCGCUCACCAGCCCCAUCCUACCCAGCAACAGAUGGCCUGCAACCCAGGUUUACUGUCUGACUGGUACCCAAAUCUGGAUGCACUGAAAGAAAGCUGUCGUAUUGCUAGCAGCUAUAACUGGGCUGAUGUCGACCUUUCACCUUUCCAAGGGUUGAGAGACAGUAUGAGACAAGCGGAGUUGAACAAUUGGUCCCUGGAACCCACCCAGAUCGCCGACCUCUGCUCGUCCAUCAACCAGUUUUUUGCCCGCACCGGUGUAAUCCAGCCACAAGGGGCAGUGCAGCCUCCUGUUUGUCACAGCUCCAUGCACCCCAACAAACCCAGCCAGCACCUCAACACAGGAAAUCUCUACAUGGACACCAGACAGAGCAUGUCCAUGAUGGGUCCUCCAGGAUAUCCCCACAUGCCCCCCAUGAGCAGCACAGGACCCGCAAUGACAGGACACCAUGCACCGAUGAACCAGCAGCACAUGAUACCUACCAGAAACUUCCAGAUGCAUCGCAUGCCAGCUGAUGACAUCCAGGAUGACUUUGAUUGGGACUCCAUUGUCUAGCCCCUAGACCUCCUUUUUGCAAAACAAAAGGGAGCGAGGAGAGGAGUUGGAGGCCAGAGGAAGCCAGGCUGAGCUGAAAGGCCGCAGGAGGAGGAGGAGGCCACUGUGGGUGGGAUGCAGAAGAACAUUUGACAAGCUUUGGAGAAAGACAGACUUCAGAGUCCAGACAUUUUUUCAAAAGCAAAACAUAACUAGAAAAUGUUACUUUGAAGACAAUCAUAUUUAGUCGGACAUGUUAAAGUGAUUGCUUAUGUACUUGUCUAGAGACGAGUAGAACACAUUCACGUCUAAACCACACGCUCCUCAGCUCCUCAGCCAGCCCUCUCCCCGUCCCUAGCCAGCAGCCUUCCAAAGUCCAAACCCCUCUCCCCCCCGACCCCCUGCUCCGUAACUGUUAUGUGAUUUGAGCGACGUGUUCAGCUUGUAAUUCUUCUCGUGUUGACAUUGGCCUCAGCUGCCUCUUGGAUGAGUUUAUCUCUCUUUUUUAAAAAACGAUUUUGUUUUAUUGUUCUUUUUUGUUUUUUUAAGAAACACAGGCCGUCUCUGUGAGUAAUGUGAUGGUGCUCGUUGGUCGCUUUUGGGAGAAAGUGGGCCCCACUGUGGCUGAAUUGGUGGUAAAGUUAGGUUUACAGUAACUUUGAACAGGGUGUGAAAUGUUUAAGCAGGCUUGAUAUUAAACAAACCGAGAGAGAAAGUGAGAGAGAGAUCACAGAACGUAUGGUGAUCUGGUUUCAUAGCCAACCAAUGUGAUCAGGCUCACUGCAACAGACUUGUUUUUCCUAGUUCUCUGUCUCAAGCACUUCAAGACGAGUGAGUAUGAUGAGUGUGAGAAGAAGGUGAAGCAGGGAAGUCAAAUAUUUCUUGUCUUUUUUUAUUUCAUUCAACCCAAAGUAACAUGAGGUUCUCUGUGUGCAUCGUGUAGGUUAAUAAUUGCUUUACCAAUCAGAAGCUGUUAUAACAUGACAUACUAAACAAAUUCACAUUUUAAUAAUAAAGUUCAUCACUUUUAGGUGAGUAGCCUAUUGAUCAUUAAACAAGCCACCAUCAUUCAGAGAUGAAAUAACGUUUGAUAGAGUCCGAUAUAUUGGUGGGGGUCAGCAUUAUCGGCUUCUCACCAAUAUAUCUGUAUUGGCAGAUACGUCGGCUGAUAAUUAACAAAUUAUUUUCCAAAUAGUUUGUACCGCUCAGCCCCUAUCAUGGUCAACUUUGUUUAGAGAAACUUUAUUGUUAAAAAACUAAAACCGGCCGAUAUAUCAUCAUCUGAUUUUUAAACGCUCAGAUGUGUUGGUAUUGGACGGGCCCUAGUUUGCAAGCAAGUGUUUUGUUUAAUUGUACUGUUCAAGUCAGCGGGGUUUGGUUUUAUUAAAGGUAAAGUCCGACAUUUUGGGGAGUUGGAUGAGAUGAUUGUAUGGUAAAUAUGAAGCGACACUGCACAGGGGGAAAUGACCAGCCUGGCUCUGCCGAUGAGCUCCUCUGAAGCUCGUUAAUGAAAUCGUUACCUCCUUUGUUCAAUCCGUACAAAAACAGAGGCGUAAAAAUGUCAAUUUAACUUUUUACAGGGUCUAUAUGCCGGACUAUUUCUUACCUUGUUGCGUUGACGUCCCGGCGAUAUAAAGUGUUAAUUAGCUUUACAGGCACUGGUCGGCUGACUAUGUUACCGUACCACAGAGCCGUUGCUAGCUGCUUUCCGUUUCCAGUCUUUCCAGACGUGAGAGUGGUAUCGAUCUUCUCUUCUAACUCUAUGCAAGAUACAAACGUAUUAUAAACAUAGUUCCUAUCAUGCCAAACUAUUCUUUUAAACAAUUUCACUUGAAAUUGUAUGCACAACAUGUUAAUAAUUUGUACUAGUGACAGAACCAAGUAAAACGUAAGAGCCUGUAUGCAAUUUUGAGAGUUAUGGUUUCAAGCCUCACUGACUUGAAACAUCGCUAGUAAAAUAAUAAAUUGUAUUACAAUAAAGAACUAAUAGGGGUGUUGAAGCUUCUGAAUGUCCUAAUACUUUGUUUGAUUAAUGAUCAAUAGGAUAUGCAUCACAUUUCCAUUUGAAAGGCAAAAAAAAAGCAUGAGUUUCACAGAACAUUUCUUUGAUUUGUAAAAUAAGUUAAAUCCAAAUUCAUGCCUUUUUCCGCCUAUUGUACAUCAAAGUGACUUUUCGAUGCUACACAUGUUUAUUGUCACUUCUGACAUUUAAAUUACGGAGAUAUGAUUCUUUUAACUGCCCAAUGUUUUGUUGUGAUAGUUCGAUAGCGUCAGAUUUUGCUAUUAUACAAUCAUAACGGAAUGAGAAAUGUGACUCAUACAGUGUGUGUGUGUGUGUGCGCGUGUGUGUGUGUGUGUGUUGGUUGAACAUAUGGUGUGUGCGUGCGUGUGGGUAUUUUGGUUUUAUUGUCAUUUUAGGGCUAUGAUUGAUUGCUGCAAACAUCUCUACGCUAUCUACGAGCACAAAAGCAGAUGCACACAGCGAUUAAAGAAUGCUUUUUUUUUUUGUGGGAAGGGUAUCCGAAGCACAGAACGGGGAGAUCAGCGGUUCUGGAAACCUGUCCUCUGUGUCCUGUAACAAGUGGCUCCUCAAUCAGACAGGUGCUGAACUUUAGAGGCACUAUGUUGAAAAAAAAGAAGAAGCCCUUUGCACACUUCUGUUGAUCUUUACCGUUUUAAAGAUGCAAAGCACCUCCUCGAUCUCUAAGGCAAUUCGCUUUAAUGCUCUCAAUUCGCUCACAUUAAAACUGACCCCGAGAGGCACUUAUUGUCCGCAGUUGACAAUGAACAGGAUUAUUUCGCCUCACUUCAAUACUGCUAGACUAUGUAUGGUGCUUUGCAUCUAUAAUGCUGUGUGUCCUUGUUUAAGGGAGUAAUUCAACAUUUUGGGAUAUUUAGUUUUUUAAAAGCGGCAUCCAGCAGCCUGUCUGUAUUAAGACUGGAAAUGUUGGGAAACAGCUAGCAUGACUCUGUCCAAAGGUAACACAAUCUGCCUGCUAGCACCUCUAACGUGCACUAGUUAACAUGUUAUAUCUCAUGUAUUUAUCUGUGGAAAAAGACAAAACAAACAAAAAAACAAUGUAUAAUUUUUACUGAGGGGUCAUGUGUCAGACUAUUUCCUGUCUGUGUGCAAUCUGCAAUCUCUCCCCGGAGUUAUAACGUGUUUGUUACUGAGCUUUAGAGGUGCUGGGAGGCGGAUUUUGAUGGCGUCGCACAGGCUGGUGGUUUCCCCUUCUAUCCAGUCUUUAUGCUAAGCUAAGCUAACCAGCUGCUGGCUGUAGCUUCAUAUGUACCGUCCAGACAUGAGUGUGGUAUCAAUCUUCUCAUCUAACUCUCAACAUUUUAGUUGACACAGUGUAUUUCCCAAAAUGUCAACCGAUUCCUUUUAAGAUAAUUUCACAACAAGGGACUCCAGUGAUCACCGUUUUAGUUUUGUUUUCAUAUUUGAAUGACAAUCAUGGAUUCUUUUUUAUGAUAUUACAUAAUGUCUUUGUUAUUUGUGAGAAAAGGCACGUUCAAGUCUCACAUGGUGGUUUUAUUGGAUGUUCUAGAACCAGAUGUUUCUACAUUUGAACAGUUUAUUUGAAACUAGAACCAGCUCAGUUUUAUACUGAAGAUCUUCUGUUAAACUGUCCACAGCUGCACUGUGCAGAUGAAGUCAAGUUCUCUUCUUUUAACUGAUGAUACUGCCAUUCAUUUUUAUAUUUUCCUGCCAAUCAUACCUGUCCUCUCCUGCUACUUUCUGCUCUGUUUUUGUCUGUCUUUGUAUAUCAAAUGUCCGUCUGUGGAUCUCAACUGAGUUUUUAAAGUUUUGUUCAACUGCCAGAAUUUCUUAAUUAAUGCUCAGACAGAAUACUAAAUCAGUUAAAGGACCCAAAUCACUCUUUUAGGCGAGUGUGGGCCAAGGGACUGCAGCUGAAGACGGCAGUGAAAAAGAGCCUCAAUGUGUUUUCAUUAGGACUCUAUGGACCCACGAUAGAGAACAUCCUGUGAGUCCUCGGUUGGUGUGAAGGUGAAGUGUGUUUCAGUUCUUCCAGGUGAAGAUUGCGAACACACAAAGCUACUGUUUGAGCACAGCAGCCCAUUGGGACAACACAUGAUUUGAACAAACGGAUGUGGCUAAAAGGGAAAAAGGUGAAGACAAUGACUGGAUCACAAUCACAAUUUUACAUUAUGUCUGUAUGUGUGUGUGUGUGUGUGUGUGUGUGUGUGUGUGUGUGUGUGCGUGUGUUUGCUUGUGUGAGUUUUUGUUGUUUUUCAAAAGACGAUUUAAGUUUUCAAAUACCGCUUGACAUGUACCUGCCAGAGAGAUUACUAUUAUUGGGAAAAAAAGAUGAAAAGAUGAAAAAAAAAAAAAAGCCUUGUUACAAUAUGGGAGAGAACUGCCAACAA